AGUAUCAUGAAUAUAUUUUUUUUUCCCCAAAUACUUCAGAUCGAGGAAAAGCACGCCAUCGCAGCUUCGGCACUGUUGCUGCCCUAAUUUGAGAAAGCAAAGGGAUGAGGACGACACGCAGCAAUGAAGAGGAAAAGGAAGAGUGGCGCCUGCCUUACCAUAUCUGUCGAAGUGAAAUCAUCGCCUCAAACCGAAGCUUAAGCCGGCGAUCGACUGGUUCGAAGGAGGCAGUUGGCUCGCAGCGGAACUAAGCAAGGGCUGUCGGCGCCGAUCGACAAGGGUGGGGAAGGGCCGGAUCCGGCAAGGAGAGGGCGGCGUCGGGGAAAGGAGAGCGACGAGCGCGGCCGAGGUUUGUUCUUUUUGCCGUCUCAUGGCGUGAGGAGGAAUGAGGUCGGCGGCGGCGUCCGGCUGUCUCACGUCGUGAGGAGGAGACGGAGUUGGCUUCGGCGGAACAGGCACAGGUCCGGUGAGUAAUCGGCAACUUUAUAAAAAAAGCCUACUACUUUUCCAAUUUACAAUUAGACCCUCUAUCCAACCUGAUUAGUUUAUGUAAUAUUUUAUUUACUUCGGAUUUUAGGCAGAUCAAAUUUUGGUUAAAAAAAUUAAUCUGCAAAUGGAUUGACGAUCCAUCCUUAGCUUAAUUCUGUGUAUCUAAUAAACAACAAUGAAUAAUCAUCAUCUACACUGAGAGAUGGACCACUGAGUGGGGACGAGAACGUUGAAUGCUGAUGGAUACUGACUGUUCACUCCAUUCAUUGUGGCAACGAGUAAGUGAGGUGAUCAUGAUGGCUUUCAAGAUGUUCAGUGGAUUAUCUUGACUCCAGAAACAUACAUGAGCUUUAUUUUUAAUCUUUGGGACAAAUCAUAGCCGUGCCAGACCUAACACGGUCCACCAAAAGACACACAAAAGAUAAUGUUCAAAGUAAAUCAUUCUUAAAUCAGUCGUGGAGUUGACCAUCUCUCUUUAAUGACUUGAUUAGAACGAGAAGAGAAAAGUGAUAUUCAGAGAUUGCAAGUUGAAUAUAUAUAGAUAGAUAUAGAUAUAGAUAUAGAUAUAGAUAUAGAUAGAUAAUGCUAUAGUGGGAGUAGCUGGAAAGGAAAGAGAUAUCUAUGUUAGGUAGGUAGCAUAAAGAAGGUGCCUCAAAACUUUCUUCCUAAUUCCUUUGCUAGAUGAAUGCCCCAUGAAAGCACCCAAAAGCUAUGAUAAGUUCAUCAGUGGCACUGCAUAAAAGGAGUCCUCAUGACUCUGCUAAUAAAGCACUUAGUGUGCUUAAUUAAAAAGACAUGGAGAGGCUCACCUGCCUUCAGGGGUUACUGGUCUCGUUGGCCUUCUCUCAACUCAUUACUUCAUGCUGCCUUGCAAUUCCAACAACAAGGAGUCGAAGUUUGUUCAAAUUGGAUAAAGAACUGUUGGUUCCUAAUGAUUCUGUUCAGAUUAUGAAUGGAGAUGAAGUUUUCCAAGAAGGCAAAAGUGAAAGGAUGGAUUUUGAGAUUAAUGAUUAUCCAGGAUCAGGUGCCAAUGAUCACCAUACUCCCAAACCACCAGAGUAGAAACUAUUCUCAGUUCAAUUAAGAGUUAAAAUGCUGGUAUAGAAACUAUAGGAGCUUGAUGGCAAGAGCUGUCCUUGAAGGACAGAAAUGUGAAGGAUAUUGGAGCAUGACUAGUCUUAGUAGUCUUCCAAUUGAUGUAGCAUGACUAGGCUUUUUGACCUUAUAAGUGUAAUUAAACUUUGGGUCUUCUUCACCAUAUAGGUUUAAAUGAAUGAAAGCUAUGCAAUUCUGCUCUCAGAGCAUUUUUCUUCUUUA
Molecule: messenger RNA, 1806 nt
Organism: Zingiber officinale
Lineage: Eukaryota; Viridiplantae; Streptophyta; Magnoliopsida; Zingiberales; Zingiberaceae
Exons: 3
Coding region: 1285-1551 (88 amino acids)
Source: RefSeq, a predicted model, not a curated record